AUGUCUAAAGAACUAUUCUCUGCGAUGAAAUCCAUGACGCUGGAAGAUGAUGAGCCGAUCACACUCCCUGAUGAGCCUCGCUUUAGAGUCUUUGAUGAGAACUCCCUUAGCCUGCUGGGGAGACUGCUGAAUCCUGACUGUCAGUCUAUGUCUCGAAUGAUAGAGGAUAUGCCAAAACACUGGAGAUUGGUUGGUAGAGUUCGUGGUAUUGCUCUCUCUAGAGAGAAGUUUCAGUUCAUCUUCAAGCGCGAGGAAGAUCUACAAACGGUCUUGAGUGAUCGACCAUGGUCUUUCAUCUUCUGGACCAUGCUCCUCGAACGAUGGACAGAAUCUCCUCCGAAUGACUUUCUCACGAAGUUUGAAGUUUGGAUACGCAUCAGGAACAUACCAUCCAAUUACUACACCAUUGAUACCAUGUUUGAGAUGGCCAAGGCUAUUGGAGAGGUCAAGGUGGUAGCUUAUGAUCCUAAGGUGUCUCAGAAGGCUGAUUUUAUCCGUGCUCAAGUGAUUUUUGACAUAUCUAAACCUGCUAGAGAAGAGAAGAUCUUUAACCUCUCAGCUGGCAAAAGUGUUGCAAUCUCUUAUGAGUAUGAAAAAAUCAGGAAAAAGUGUUUCCAUUGCUUUAGACUCACGCAUGAGAAAGUGCAAUGCCCUUGGCUGAAAAACAAGCACCAUAACCAUCGCACUCCGGUGAAGGGGUCAUCUUCUCAGACUCCACCAAUGGAUCUCACAAAAGGAAAAAGCAAAGAAGGCGAGACUUUCAUACCAAGGCUCUUGGAAGGUCCCCCAGGCUUUCCAUCUCUAUUCCCGGAGCUGUCUAAAGAGGAUCAGCAAAGUGCCAUGUUGUACAUCUCUCAUGCUGACCCUACAGAGCGCCUGGCGAGAAUUGAAAGAGUUAAACAAAGUAUUAAAGAUACUAAGGACCAAAGAGAGCAUCAACGCCCCAUCAUCACUACUGAUAUCAGCCAAGGGAAAGGGAUGGUUUUUCGCUAUACUGAGGAUGGUGAAACUCUUAAGUCUAUCUCAUCGUCGGGAGGUGAACAAGCCAGCAAGCUGGGUGCGCCUCUUAUUACUCAAGAAGCUGAGAGGGUUGAAUCUGGUGCUUCUUCUUCACAGUCUCUGUACACUGAGAGUUCUACAGGCUUUAGUAUGGGGGCAUCCAGUAAGCCUUCUUCUAACUCCGGGACCCACGGUGAAAAAAAAACAGAGGAACAGGCCCCCAGCGUGGAAGAGAAGGUUGCGUACAACUACAGUCCCGUCUAA
Molecule: messenger RNA, 1263 nt
Organism: Brassica oleracea var. oleracea
Lineage: Eukaryota; Viridiplantae; Streptophyta; Magnoliopsida; Brassicales; Brassicaceae
Exons: 1
Coding region: 1-1263 (420 amino acids)
Source: RefSeq, a predicted model, not a curated record